Molecule: messenger RNA, 1438 nt
Organism: Laetiporus sulphureus 93-53
Lineage: Eukaryota; Fungi; Basidiomycota; Agaricomycetes; Polyporales; Laetiporaceae
Exons: 2
Coding region: 20-1240 (406 amino acids)
Molecular function (GO): ATP binding
Source: RefSeq, a predicted model, not a curated record
UAAAUUCUGGAGUCGGUCCAUGAUGCCGGAAUUCCAAGAGAACUAUGACGUACAGCCGGCCGACGUUUUGGAGAAGGAGGAAAAGGAUCCUCAUGUGAUCCCUCCUUAUUCGGUUCUGAUCUUCCUAGACAAACACGAUGGGAACUCUGAAGCUGGUAACGACGACCGCAUAUUAGACGGAAAAGAAAGCCAAUGCGAUGAAGACAAGACGCAGGAAACUGUCGCUUCAAAAGGACCUGUCAAUGACUUGCCGAAGUUGGAAGAGUUCAUCCCACAGGAGUAUUUUCCCGAAAUCUUAUUCGUGCAUGAUCCAGACGACCUGACACUGUAUUCUGAGGGAUCAUUCCCGAAAUCUGCACGGUCCGACGACACGAUUCCGGUCAGAUACAAAUGCAUAUAUCCCACUGAAGGCUCUCUCAUCUUUGAAAACAAAGACGAGAAGCCUCCCGAAGAAAUAGGAGACAUUGACAGUCUUAAAGAGAACGCGACGCGCACAGCGCACUUGCACCUAUCUGCUCAAAGCAACAUAGGCCAGGGGAACCACUCGCUUGUCUAUCGCACUGCACUCAGUCUCCCCCCGCCGCUGAGGGCCCGCGGGCCCACCGGACAAGUGACCGUCGCCGCGAAGCUGAUGAAAUCUUGUGACAGAGACUGUCGCCGCAUGCUCGAGAGAGAAGCAUGGAUCUACGACCAAUUCCCGAGGCAUCUCAUGGAAGACUGGAGCGGCUAUAACUAUCUCCCCGGUUUUAGGUGUCCUACUCCUGUUGACGCAGUCGUACCGAAGUUCUACGCGUACUACGUCCCGGAGGACGAAAAGUUAUAUCCGCAGAGGAGUGCCAUCUUGUUGCUCGAGGAAUGCGGCGUACCGAUUGAGCCUGAAGAGAUGUAUAUACCCGAAAGAAUCCAGUGCAACUCACAAUUCCUCCGUCUCCAUUGGGCAGGAUUCCUCCAGAACUCAGUCGCUGCCCGAAAUAUCCUCGUACAGCCAGGUCCUCUCGCGUUACCGCCGCGAUAUCGUUCGCUCUCAUAUCCCCGCUUCCGCAUCAUCGACUUUGGCCGCGGCGAAGAGAGGCUCGAUUGGUUCGACAAGAGAACACGGCGCUCGAGUACCACGGCGGACGAUGAUGGUGCCGAGAGAGAGCGACUAUGGGAAAGGUGGGAGAAGAAGGAGGAUGAUGAGCAAAGGCUUGUCAAGAAAACUUUGAAGAUGGACUUAUCAUGUUAUUCAAAGAAGACAUGAAGUAUCCGCAACACGUUAUCGCUUGUAAUGUUUCACACUUGAUCAUUUGUUCCAUUCGCUAUCCAUCCGCAUCGCUCCUCGUGUUCUGUGUUCGCAUAUAUGCCGUUAGACUAUCGCUCCUUCUUGUCCUUUGUUGCAAUCGCUAGCUGCUAUCCGUCUAUGUAACUAUAUCGCCGCAUUACAAUCAUUAAUUUAGAC